AUGAUACAUACCACUCACUUGCUGCUAGUGCUCGCCGUUGUCGUCGGACAACUGUCAACGAUGUACGUCACCAAGGAUGACAUGAAGUCGCGACGCUCCAGCCUCGAGUCGUUCCUGUCCGAACUGAGGAACGAAGCGGCGCUAUCUGGUCGGAUGAGAUUCGGAAAACGCACGGCGAUGUUGGCAGACUACCGCGACUUCCCCCGUCAGCUGAAGUACGACAACUAUCUCGAUUACUACUUAUAG
Soboliphyme baturini is the source of this 246-nucleotide messenger RNA. The record is from the annotation of a GenBank genome assembly. Lineage: Eukaryota; Metazoa; Nematoda; Enoplea; Dioctophymatida; Soboliphymatidae.